Molecule: messenger RNA, 230 nt
Organism: Funneliformis mosseae
Lineage: Eukaryota; Fungi; Glomeromycota; Glomeromycetes; Glomerales; Glomeraceae
Source: the annotation of a GenBank genome assembly
AAAAUAAUGCUAUAGUUGAACGUGAUCACCAGGAAUUUGAAAAGCCUGCUUAUAUUCAGCAAGAUGCUAAAGAUUUUCUACUACCUUUAUCAAAAUGUUUUAGAGAUUGGGUUAGGAAUCUUUAUGCUAAUAAUGAUAUAUUUAAUAAUACCCCUAUUCAGCUAAUAGAUAUGUCUUCUAAUGAAGCGGUAGAAAAAGCACUAAAUGGGAGAAGAUAUUUGCUAAGUUAG